AUGUCAUUAAUGAUGGACCAUCGACCUCGAGAGUUCCCUGCAGGGUUUCGUAAUAUUUUACCAUCCAUGUUUUGGCGUCAUCAGCGAAUAAUAAUGCCGUUUCUCCAAGGACAUCUGUCAGUCCCGACAGAGAACCAUCAACUCGAACCGAUACGUGUGCUCAAUACGGACAAUAUGAGUAUUUUGGGACUGACCAUGGACUACGGUCCCUUUGGAUUCAUGGAUCGAUUCAUGUGGGAUCAUAUCUGCAAUGCUUCCGACACAGACGGGCGUUACACAUACGCCCAACAGCCGUCUGUAUGCGCGUGGAACUGUGCGCGACUGGCCGAGUGUCUGAUCCGUGUCCUGGGCGAGGAGUCCAGUUCCCUAACCGCCGGUCAGUCUGGCUCCGAGAAAAAGGAAGAAACAAGCCUAGUGGCACGUUUCCGCACGGUUUUGGACAGCACUUACACACAGACAUAUCUGAAAGUGUAUUUACAACAAAUGCGCAAAAAGCUUGGACUGUUCGCAUCGGAUGUUUCCGAAGAUGAUCUUUUGUUCAAGUCUCUUUUCGACACUAUGGAACAGACAGGUGCUGAUUUCACCAACACAUUUCUGGCCUUGGGUUCAUGCGUUGCGGAUGCCACGGAUCAGAAUUUGGAUUUCCGUGAAACGAAACUCAAUCCGGAUCAAUUAUUGGACGAGUGCUGUGAUGUAGAUGAGUUACGAGAAGCAUACGAGCCGUCUGAUUUAGAACGACAACGCGAAAUGUUACACCGAUUUGCCGGGAUCGUUCGCCAUCUGAUUGAACGUAUUGAUGAUGGAAAAGUACUUGGAACAGAAGAGAAGGCGCGUCGACUUCAGUCGCUUGAGAACAUUACACAGGAAGAGAAACGUGAACGGGAUCGGCAGCUGUGGCAAACUUGGCUAGAUCAUUACUUCACCCGUUUACGCACCGAUAUGAAACGCCGACCCGAUGUGAGCAACGCUCAACGAAUCGCAUUGAUGCGAGCGACAAAUCCCCGGAUUGUUUUGCGAAACUUUUUGGCGGAGCAAGUAAUUCGGGCUGCUGAGGACGAAGAUUACAUGCCGGCCGAGCAACUGUUGGAGGCUUUGCGUCAUCCGUUCACUGAAGGCUCUUGCGCAGUAGAUGCUCAGUCAAAAACUGAAUUCACCAACGUGCUUUCCAGCUGUUCACGUCCACCGGAAUGGUCUCGCGAGCUACGGGUUACCUGA
This is a messenger RNA of Echinostoma caproni, 1215 nucleotides long. NCBI's taxonomy places the organism in Eukaryota, Metazoa, Platyhelminthes, Trematoda, Plagiorchiida, Echinostomatidae. The record is from the annotation of a GenBank genome assembly.